ACUUCUUUUCUUUUGUUUUAGGUUUGGAGAACCUGACACAACGCCAAAAUGUUUAACAAAUCGUUUGGGACGCCUUUUGGAACCAGCACGGGGGGCUUUGGGACAACUUCAACUUUUGGACAGAAUACUGGCUUUGGCACGACGAGCGGAGGAGCAUUUGGGACAUCUGCUUUUGGAACAAACAAUAACACAGGAGGACUCUUUGGGAACACGCAGACCAAGCCAGGAGGACUGUUUGGUUCAAGCACAUUCAGCCAGCCAGCCACGUCCUCCACAAGCACUGGUUUUGGAUUUGGAACAUCAACGGGAACGUCCAGCGGCUUAUUUGGGACUGCAAGCACUGGCGGAGGUCUUUUCUCAUCCCAGAACAAUGCCUUCGCACAGAAUAAACCCGUGGGGUUUGGCAACUUCGGGACAAGUACAAGCAGCGGCGGCUUAUUCGGAACCACAAACACAACCUCCAACCCAUUUGGGGGCACGGCCGGCUCCCUCUUCGGAUCGACGAGCUUUACAACUGUUCCAACCGGCACCACCAUUAAAUUCAAUCCGCCCACCGGCACUGACACGAUGGUCAAAUCUGGAGUCAGUACGAACAUCAGCACGAAACAUCAGUGCAUUACAGCGAUGAAGGAAUAUGAAAGCAAAUCACUUGAGGAACUUCGCUUGGAGGAUUAUCAAGCAAAUCGCAAAGGGCCCACCAACCCUGUAGGGGCUGGAGCGACUCCUGGGCUUUUUGGGUCAUCCACGGCUACAUCCAGCGCUGCCACAGGACUCUUUGGCUCCUCGACCACAAACACCGGCUUUUCGUACGGACAGAACAAAACGGGCUUUGGAACCAGCACGACUGGUUUUGGAGCAGCGACAGGGGGCCUCUUUGGGCAGGCGCAACCAACCACCAGCCUCUUCAGCAAGCCCUUUGGGCAGGCAACGACCGCACAGAACACCGGCUUUUCAUUUGGGAACACGGGCACCCUCGGGCAGCCCAAUACGAACACCAUGGGUUUGUUUGGAGCAACGCAGCCCUCUCAGACCGGAGGCCUUUUCGGAACUGCUGCAAAUACGAAUACCGCGACUGCCUUUGGAACUGGAACAGGCCUCUUCGGACAAGCCAACACAGGAUUUGGCGUUGGUGGCUCGUCCCUUUUUAGCAACAAGCCUGCUGGAUUUGGAACCACAACCACCAGCGCGCCCUCAUUCGGAACGACGACCGGCAGCCUUUUCGGCUUUGGGGCAAAUACCACUGGAAACAGCCUGUUUGGAAACAAGCCUGCGGCGCUGGGAACCGGACUCGGAACAGGAUUUGGGACAGCCCUUAAUGCCGGGCAGACUUCCUUAUUUGGGAGCACCCAGCCCAAACUUGGAGGCACUCUGGGGACAGGCGCAUUUGGAGCCGCUGGAUUUAACACGGCCACUGCAGGACUUGGCUUCGGAGCUCCUCAGCCUGCUGUGGCUCUGACAGACCCGAACGCGUCAGCAGCCCAGCAAGCGAUUCUUCAGCAGCACCUCAACAGCCUGACUUACUCCCCUUUCGGAGAUUCUCCGCUCUUCAGAAAUCCCAUGUCUGAUCCAAAGAAGAAGGAAGAGAGACUGAAGCCAACCAAUCCCGCGGCCCAGAAGGCGCUGACCACGCCCACUCACUACAAGCUGACCCCUCGCCCUGCGACGAGGUUGCGGCCGAAAGCUUUGCAGACGACGGGGUCCUCCAAGUCUCACCUCUUUGAUGGCCUGGACGACGACGAGCCAGCCCUGUCCAAUGGGGCUUUCAUGCCCAAGAAGAGCAUCAAGAAACUGGUACUGAAGAAUCUCAACAGCAGCAGUCUGUUUUCUCCGGUCAGCGGUGAAGCCGAAGACCUCGCCUCUCCCUCUGAGUAUCCAGAAAAUGGGGAACGAUUCCACUUCCUCUCCAGGUCCAUCGAUGAGAACCACGGGCCGGACGGAGAGCAGGAGGAGGAAGACGAUCGCCACGAGGUGAGCAGCUUCUACACCAACCCCAUCGCGAAGCCUGUCCCUCAGACCCCGGAGAGCCUCCUGCACAAGCACCAGAACCACGUGGAUGACACCAUCAUGGCCCUGAACAUGCGAGCGGCCCUGCGGAACGGGCUGGAAGGCAGCAGCGAAGACGCCUCCUUCCACAAGGACUCUCUGCAGGAGGACCGGGAGGAGGAGACCGAGAACGCGCCCCAGGUGCACCCCGCAGGGAUUUGCUUAACCCGAGUGGGCUACUACACAAUUCCAUCGAUGGAGGAGUUGGCCAGAAUGACCAGCGACAAGGGAGAGUGCGUGGUGACGGACUUCACCAUAGGCCGUAAAGGCUACGGCUCCAUCUACUUCGAAGGAGAAGUCAGUCUAACUAAUCUGGACCUCGACGACAUCGUGCACAUCCGCAGGAAAGAGGUGAUCGUCUAUCCUAACGACGAGCUAAAGCCGCCCAUCGGGGAAGGCCUCAACAGGCGAGCCGAAGUCACGUUGGAUGGCGUUUGGCCGACCGACAAAACCUCCCGAGCCUUGAUCAAGAGCCCCGAGCGCCUGAUGGAGAUGAACUACGAGGGCAGGCUGGAGGCUGUCUCUCGGAAACAGGGUGCCCAGUUCAAGGAGUACCGCCCAGAGACAGGCUCGUGGGUAUUCAAGGUUGGGCACUUCUCCAAAUAUGGCCUGCAGGAUUCCGAAGAAGAGGAGGAAGAGCCCCUGUCCAAAGUGGAGGCGAAGAAGCUUAAAACGGCCCAGGCCCCCCCGCUGGGCCAGUCCCAGCAAGGGGCCCUGAACAGGAAGCCAGCGCCCACCUCCCAGAGCCCUGAUGUUGAACAGCUGGGGAAGGCCGUGGAGCUGGACAGCGACAUGGCAGACGUCACUCAGGAAGCUGCUCUCGAGUCUGCUGCGGAUGAGAGCCUGGGAGAGGAGCCGGAGCUCGUGCCGGCCUCCACGCACAUCGCCUCCUCCCUGGAAAUCAACCCUCACACUUUGCAGAUCAUGAAGGCCUCCUUGCUUGCCGAUGAGGAAGAUUUGGACCUGAUCCUGGAUCAUGGCUUUAGUCGGCAGCUCACCCCUGCGGACACCCCUCAAGCGAUCUGCUCUCCUAGGCUUCCCAUCUCCUCUUCGUCACGAGGACAGAAGAGCCGUCCUUCAGGAGUUGGUGGGCUGCUGCAGUCGAAGCUCUUGAGCGGAUCCUUCCUCCUGCCGGCCGCUCCCCUCCAAGAUGGCCGCAGCCUGAGGACUUCCUCCUCGUUUGGCGGAGCCCCCUUGGUGCCUCCGUGGCCCACGCUCUCCCCGCUAGCUCCUGCCAUCACCGUCUCCAGCGCUGCACCCGACAUGCCCCUGAAAGUGGUGGGGGUGCGCAGGCAGCCCGGCCUGGUGCCCCUGGAGAAAUCCAUCGCCUACGGGAAAGGGAAGCUCCUGAUGGACAUGGCGCUCUUCAUGGGGCGCUCCUUCCGCGUCGGCUGGGCACCCAACUGGACUCUGGCCCACAGCGGGGAGCAGCUGAGCCGUUCAAGCGAUCCGGCAGACAGCCCUGACGAGUCCUUGGAGUACGGAUUCCUGCCUGCGCCUGUCGCUCCUAAGCAGCUCUCCGAGUCCCCCUUCAAAGUUCACAUGGAGAAGUUGAGUUUGGAAGGAAAGGCGGCGGAUGGGGACCAGCACCUGUACCUCGUUCCGCUGGAGAUCAAGUUGAAGCACAGCACGGUCCACAUGGACGAGCCGUGUCCUCUCCUGACCCCCAACCCUGGAGUAACAGCCGUCCACGAAUACGCCGCGUGGGCCAGAGAGGCAGCUGGAGACCCAGAGGAAAGGGAAGCCGUGGUCAAGCACUGGUGCUUGGUGUGGACCUUGUGUGGGGCGCUCUGGGGGCAACUGAAGGAGCUGGAGGCCCGCCUGGAGGAGCCCAGCGAGUACAUCGUGGCCCUGGAGCGCCGGAAGGCCUUCUCCCAGUGGCUCUCGCAGACGGCGGCCGAGCGUAUCGAGGACGAGGUCUCUCUCAGCCAGCACCACAGCCCUGCCGAGGCGGUCUUCAGCUACCUCACCGGGAAGCGGAUCGGCGAAGCCUGUGGGCUGGCUCAGCAGUCUGGGGACCACAGGCUGGCGCUGCUCCUCUCCCAGCUGGUGGGCAGCCAGGAGGUCCGAGAGCUCAUGGCCAUGCAGUUAGCGGACUGGCACCAUCUGCAGGCGGACUGCUUCAUCCAGGACGAGAGGCUGCGCAUCUUUGCCCUACUAGCUGGCAAGCCGGUGUGGCGUCUGUCAGAGAAGAGGAGCAUCAAUGUCUGUUCCCAGCUGGACUGGAAGCGCACCGUUGGCGUCCACCUCUGGUACCUGCUUCCCUCCACGGCGCCGCUGUCCCAGGCCCUGAGCAUGUACGAAGCUGCGUUCCAGGACUCCUCUGCGUGUGAGAAGUACGCUUGCUCUCCGUUGCCGCCGUAUCUGGAAGGCUCAGGCUGCGUGAUCGAGGAAGGCGAUUCACAGCGCUCCGUGCAGGAUGUGUGUUUUCACCUCUUAAAACUGUACAGUGACAGGUGCUAUGAUCUCCACCAGCUGCUGGAUCCUCAGAGCAUCACUGCCAACCCCUUGGACUACCGCCUCAGCUGGCACCUCUGGGAAGUGCUGCGUGCCUUAAAUUACACCCACCUGUCGGAGCAGUGCCAGGGAGUGCUGAACGCCAGCUACGCAGCCCAGCUCGAGAGGGAGGGGCUGUGGGAGUGGGCGGUCUUUGUGCUCCUUCACACGCCCAACGCACACGUCCGCGAAAGGGCGGUGCGUGAGCUCUUGAGCCGUCACUGUGUGCUCUCGGAGACCCCCGACUCCUGGGCCAAGGAGGGUUUCCUCAUGGAACGGCUGUGCGUGCCCCCAGAGUGGAUUUACGAAGCCAAGGCCGUGAGGGCCAAGGUGCAGGGGGACAAGCACAAGGAGGCCCUGUACUUGUCCAGAGCUGGGCACUGGAACCAAUGUCACAGGCUGGUUGUCAGGCAUUUGGCAGCAGAUGCCAUUAUCAACGAAAAGUACACCUACCUGAAAGGGUUCUUGGAAGACAUGGCCGCCCCGGAGCACAGCCCGCUGAUCCAGGACUGGGAGACGGAAGGGCUGGUCUUCUCGGACUACAUCCAGGUCAUCGAGGCCCUCGGCAGGAUUCAGCAGCUGGAUUGUUCCGGAUACGAGCUGGAGGACUUACACACCCGAGUGACGUCCCUCUGCAACAGGAUCGAGCAGGUGCCCUGCCACAGCGCCAAGGACAGGUUGGCGCAGUCCGAAAUGGCCAAGAGCAUCGGGAACAUCUUGCGCGUGGUGCUGAGCUUGCAGCACCCCCCGGACUCUGUCUCGGACUCCGCCCCCGACGUCCAGAGAGUGCCCUUGCGCUUGCUGGCCCCCCACAUCGGCCGGCUCCCCCUGCCCGAGGACUACGCCUUGGAAGAGCUCCGCGGCCUCACGCAGUCCUACUUGCGGGCCUUGACUGUGACCCAGUGAGGCCAGCCUGCCUCUGGACGUGGGCAGGACCGGUCCUUGCUUCUACCCGGGGCCCCAGUUGGAGGGCUUGAACGCUCACCCUCCUCGCCUGCCUGCCUGCCACACCGGACUUCUUUCCCGCCCCCAGACGCACUGUGGCUGCCUCCCGGCUGGCUCGUGGCCAUGACAUUGGAGCUCACGGACCUGGUGGGGGUGUUCUCGAGCCCCUCCCCAUGUGGUUUUUGCAGCGUCAAUAAAGCCUCUGCUGCCGCGGAAGUCAGCCAGCCAGCCAGGGGGUGGGGCGCUUCUCAAGCCUGCGAUGUCAGAAUCUCUGAAGCGACGGCGGAGGCAGCUCGAGCAGCCCUCUCAGCAGCGCUUUCCUCGGAGGGCUUCUUUUUGGCCUGAGGGGAGUUUGGGACGUGUCUGAGAUUGCCGAGGGGAGGGGCGGGGAGGGAGCCUCUACCAUGGUGCAAGCCCUUCAGUGGGUGCAGAGGCCUUUUCUCCGAAGGGGGGGGGGCGGGAGCUCGGGCUGCUGAGAAGAGGGAGGUGGGGGCCCCUUCCCUUCCUCGUGAGAAGACCGAGGCAGGUUUUCUGGGGGAGGAGAUGCUUCUGUUUGAGCCGCUGUGCCAGGCAGGCACUAUGGCUGAUGCCGGGCCUCGGCUUGCUAAGUCCAGGCAGCGGAUGUUAGCUUCUGGGGGGGGGGGGGGUGUCUCCUCCUGGCGGUGAGUCACCUUGCGGUGUGGUUUUGUCACAUUUGCAGGGGGGCAGGCUUGGAGGGCAAGAGGCAGUUUGACAAGAAGGCGGCAGGAAGCCUCCCAUAGCCUCUUCUGUGCGCCUCGUGGCCUGAGCCUGAGCGAGCGAGGCAAGCCGGGCACGUGGUGGGUGGGGCGGGAGUCAGUGGAGUAUGUGUGUGUGUGUCGCGUGUCAGCAGAUGUGGGGGAAUGCAUGAAGCUUAGGUAAAGGUUUUUAUUAAGAACUAUAAAUAAAUGAUCCAGAUUAUUUUCUUGUCUCUUUUCUGGAAAUACUUUCUAAGAAAAUAAAAUAAAAUGUUUAUAGCA
This is a messenger RNA of Heteronotia binoei (common prickly gecko), 6482 nucleotides long. RefSeq names its product nucleoporin 98 and 96 precursor (gene NUP98). The coding region runs from base 49 to 5445 and encodes 1798 amino acids. Lineage: Eukaryota; Metazoa; Chordata; Lepidosauria; Squamata; Gekkonidae. Gene Ontology annotation, biological process: RNA export from nucleus; post-transcriptional tethering of RNA polymerase II gene DNA at nuclear periphery; protein import into nucleus. The record is from RefSeq and is a predicted model, not a curated record. Gene Ontology annotation, cellular component: nuclear pore cytoplasmic filaments; nuclear pore. Gene Ontology annotation, molecular function: structural constituent of nuclear pore. The transcript has 32 exons.